This is a messenger RNA of Exophiala aquamarina CBS 119918, 2880 nucleotides long. RefSeq lists its product as uncharacterized. Gene Ontology annotation, molecular function: phosphatidylinositol-4-phosphate phosphatase activity. Gene Ontology annotation, cellular component: endoplasmic reticulum. Gene Ontology annotation, biological process: phosphatidylinositol dephosphorylation. The transcript is spliced from 3 exons. NCBI's taxonomy places the organism in Eukaryota, Fungi, Ascomycota, Eurotiomycetes, Chaetothyriales, Herpotrichiellaceae. Bases 1 to 2880 code for a protein of 959 amino acids. The record is from RefSeq and is a predicted model, not a curated record.
AUGCCGGCUCUGGUACGACGACUACUGAUCUGGGCAGUGGCAGACGGCCUUGUCCUUCAAGCUCAUGGGCCUUCUGAACACCAUAAGUCGAUUCACAUCGACUAUGCCAAUCGCCAGAUCAAGGAGCUCCCUGCCACGGGCCCGGGUGCUGGCGCUGGUGCUGAGACCAGAAAAGGCAAUGUGCUUGAGGCGCAUGGGAUCAUAGGCUUGCUCUCCUUGGCAUCGUCGACGUUCUUGAUUGCCAUCACACAGCGCGAACAGGUGGCUCAGAUCUUUGGCAGGCCGGUCUAUGUGGUCACGGACGUGACGCUCGUGCCUUUGUCUUCGCAGAGUGAUGCCAACCAGGCCAUCUCAGCGAGCAUCACCUCUAGAAGCCGGGAGGUAACGAUGGAUUCGGAUUCGGAUUUUAGCGAUGAUCCUGGCGAGCACGACGACGAUGCUCGAUCUGAAGCAGAACUGCAUGAUGCAGAACCCGAGACGCCCCUUGACGAUGGUCGCCCCGAGCAGCUCCGGACCUCAUCUAAUACCAGCAUCGCCAGAGAUGUGAUUGCCAAUCGUGGCCAGUAUGGUAGGUUCGCUUCUCAGUGGUUCUCCAGGCAAGGGUGGGGCGUCGACCGGAAUGUCAACAGCGCAGCUACCCCUGCUACAGGUUCUAAGAAGUAUGAGAAGGUGGAUGCGGCUGUUGUAAACGCUGAACCUCCAAAGGAAGCCGCUCAGAAGGACGAAGCUCGCGAAAAGGAGCAAGUCCUUGCCGAAAAUUCAAUCGCGGACGCUCUGCCAAAGAUUCUACGAAGCACCAAGAUGAUAUUGACGUCAAGGAGUUACUUCUUUUCUUAUGAAUUCGACUUGACCCGGAGACUGGCGCUCUUGAAUGGCACGCCGAAGGCUCCGUCCCGGGAGUCGCUGGAUCCUUUGUAUCUCUGGAAUAGACGACUUGCUACACCAUUUUUGGACUCCCGGCAGGAAGCAUUUGUUACGCCCGUAAUUCAAGGCUUUGUGGGCCAGAGGGCUUUCCUUGUCAAGAAAUCUCAGGCCGAUGAUUCCCAGUCGGCUCAAGUGGUUGCAGCUGAGGUUGGCGAGCAAUCUGGCGAACUUGCACAAACAAUUGGCCAAGCCAAGGUAGGAUUGGCAAAUCUGAGCGAUGACACCCGAUCUUACCUUCUUACUCUGGUAUCUCGACGGUCUGUCAAGCGGUCUGGGCUUCGGUAUUUACGCCGAGGGAUUGACGACGAAGGUAAUUGCGCGAACACGGCGGAAACAGAACAGAUUCUCUCCUCACCGGAUUGGUCGCCUACAAGAAACAUAAUCUCAUUUGUGCAGAUCAGAGGCUCUAUUCCGUUGUACUUCUCGCAAUCACCUUACUCGUUCAAACCUAUCCCGAUCUUGCAUCACCCCGCGUCCAAGAAUGAGGCAGCACAGAAGAAACAUUUUCAAGAUCUCAAGAGAAGAUUUGGAGGGGUUCAGAUCGCCGCUCUCGUCGACAAGCAUGGGACUGAGGCGGCGAUCGGCGAAGCAUAUGACAAAACCAUUCAUUCUUUGAUCGAAGGUCACGGAUUAGAAGACAUUCAGUUCGAGUGGUUUGAUUUCCACGCCGAAUGUCGCGGCAUGAAGUUUGAAAACGUGUCAAGAUUGAUACAGAAGCUAGAGGCGACACUCGAGGCAUACGGUGAGACCGUCAUCUCAAAUAACGAAUUGAGGAAAGUACAAUCAGGAAUCAUCCGGACCAAUUGUAUGGAUUGCUUGGAUAGAACCAAUGUUGCACAAAGUGGGUUUGGGCAGUAUAUGUUGCAGAGAGAUCUGGAGAGAGAGGGUUAUACGAUCGACUUGCUUCACGAUGAGAGCACAACAUGGUUCAAUACGUUAUGGGCAGACAAUGGAGAUGCGAUUUCGCGACAGUAUGCCUCGACGGCGGCUUUGAAGGGAGAUUUUACCCGCACUCGACGGCGCGAUUAUCGAGGUGCGCUGAACGAUUUCAGCCUGACGCUGACUCGGUACUACAAUAAUAUGGUCAAUGAUUAUUUUUCGCAGGCAGUGAUCGAUGUUCUCCUCGGCAACACGUCUUGGAAGGUGUUUGAAGAUUUCGAGAGCACACUGAUGAGGGCUGACCCUGGCAUCUCGAUUGAGAAAAUCCGAGAAACGGCGAUUGAAAACUGUGCCAAACAAGUCAUUCAAGAUGAAAGUGAGGACUUGAUUCAUGGAUGGACGAUGCUGACACCUUCGCAUGAGAACACUUUGCGUACCCUCCCAUUCGAGGAAGCGGUUGUUCUGUUGACCGAUGCAGCCCUGUAUUGCUGCAGGUUUGACUGGACGACGGAGAAGCUUGCGUCUUUCGAGAAGGCCGAUCUGAGAUCGAUCUCCAAGAUCCGAUAUGGGACGUACAUCACAUCGACGUUCUCAGAGCGACAAAUGAAGGAAGACCUGAACGCCGGGGUGGUGAUCGUGUAUCAACCUGGCAAGGAAAGCAUCAUCCGCACCAAUACAAGGUCGCUGCAGAACUACGUUGCUCAGAAGUCUGAAGGGGGCUCGGAAAACCGCAUCGAUGGGGGAACAGGGAUCCUGUCGUGGCUGGCACCUUCGUCACCACCGACGUCGAGAACAAUUGCGAUCAAAGUCAUUCCGGCCAUGACAGAUGACGAGACGUCAGAAACAGGCCGAUCUCAGGAGUCGGCCGUGGAUAUGGCUCAGACUGUGGCCGAGGAAGUGCAACGAGCGAUCACAGGGACACCAUCCAUGUCAGCAGCAGCAGCAGGAGGAGGUGUUGGGGCAGGCAAGGAUAGCCUUGUCGAGCAUGAACCUAUCAUUUCAUUGGCAGAGGCGAAGAAGCGAACGGGAUAUUUUGAACAAUUGGGGCAUUCCCUCAAGAAACUGGUGUGGGCGUGA